Molecule: messenger RNA, 1209 nt
Organism: Achroia grisella
Lineage: Eukaryota; Metazoa; Arthropoda; Insecta; Lepidoptera; Pyralidae
Exons: 6
Coding region: 1-864 (287 amino acids)
Source: RefSeq, a predicted model, not a curated record
AUGGACCCUGUUGGGACCAGCAAGCAGAAGAGAAGAGAGGAGGACGAUUACCUCGAAGAAAAGGUGCAGCUGGCGUCCAAAAACCUCUCUGUGCUCAAAAGAGCGAAGCGGUACUUCAAUGUGGACCAGAGACUCAUGUUAUAUAAGUCACAGACGAUCUUUGGAUCUGUUCGCAAUGAUUGCACGGAUUAUUACGUACUUUUUGAAGUGGGUCCACAUUAUUUGAAGCCAAUAUCCGAUCCUAUUGGAAACUGGGAUGGAUUAUUACGCAGAUCAAAUUCGACUUUGAAGAAUAUUGAUAAAGAGUGUGUUAUUACAAUGGAUUGCUUGAGCGUAAGUGAAUGCGAAGCAAACUCUAAUAGAUGGACAGAUACAAGUCAUCUCAUUGAUAUAUAUCCAGAUAAGACAUCAACUUCUGUAACAGAAAUAUAUGAAAAAAUUAUAGAUGGGGAAAAUUAUACAACAACGUAUUCAGAUGAGGCAGUCACUACUGAUAGUAAUACUGAUAGUACAAGUGAAACAUAUCCUGAAACAGAAAAAUCUGAUGACAUGUAUGACGAAACUACGCCGUUUACAAGUACUGAUAAUUAUAAGGAAAUUACUAUAAACACCAUUGAGACUACCAUAGACCCAGUUACUGAUGAAGAUAAACCAAAUACAACGAAUGACAUAAUAAACAAUGCAUCCACAACCAGAAAUAUUACAAGCGACAAAUAUAAAAUGUCAGAAAAAAAUAAAAAACAAUUAAUUAUACUAGUACAAAUAUUAGGGGUAGCUGUCGUUGGUGGUGUGAUAGCGUAUUUUGUUAUAAAGAGAAUAAAGACAGUUCUGCAGUCGGGGACAUACAUAUUUCCCGAUCCAUAAUACCAACGAUUGGAUAACUUGGUAAACUUCCAUUAAUAGUUAUAUUUAAUAACACUAAAUUUAAAUGUUGGUGAUAUACAUAUUAGUCAUAUACACGAAUAUAUGUAUGUUCCAAGUGUAUGUAGCACAUAUACAUUUCGAACCAAAUGACUCAUACAUAUAGAAUUCACGCCUAUGGUACAUAUAGAGCAGGCAGGAACUUACUAAUAUUUAUUUAUUGUAAUUCUUUUUUUUUAACUAGUAAUAUACCUGCCUAAAUGUAAAUAUUUAUUAUUAAUUAAUACAUAUGUUUGUUGUAAAUUCUAAAUUAUUUAUUUAUAAAAAUACAAAACCUGCGACUUUUAC